AUCCAAUCAUUCGAAGACUAAAUAGAGGACACUGAUACAAUUGGAAUAGAACUAUGGCACCUCCAAAGAAGAUGACCCUAGAGGAGUUCUUCAAAGAUGAAACUUAUGGAGGCUCCUGGGCAGACGCUGAUGUUGACAUGUCGUCAAUAUCAGUUCCCAUUGAGAAGUACAGUUCGGGAUUCGACUCAUUUUCCCCACGAUCAGGAUCAGGCAGGGCAAGCUCGUCAAGAGGAGCAGCAGGAGGAGGAGGAGUGGCUGUUGGCCCACCAUAUAUCGUCAAAUUAUUAAGUAUUCCCAUGACUGCAAAUGACGGCUUUAUUGAGGAUCUAUUUCAAAGCAGAUAUACUCCGUUUGUAAAAUUUAAGAUACUUGUUGAUCCAUCGUCUGAUAUCUUGGAAACCCAUAUUAUUCGCAAGGUAGCAUUUGUGGAAUUGGAGUCGUCUCAAGAAAUGGCCAAAGUGUUGAAAUGGUAUGAUCUAUACUACAAGGGAAACAGACGAGUUAUUGUUGAGCCAGCCGAUUUUGCCGAUUUCCAAUAUUGCAUUAAGUUUAACCAAGAACAUGAACGAGAAAUCCAAGAAAUUCAAGAUGAAUUCUUUGCCAAUAAACAGCACCGAAACCAACCCAGGCACAUGGCUCUACUUGACCAGUUUGAUCUAGACAGCCAUGGCCAUAUCCAUGGUCGUCGUCCAUCGCGCUCACCAAACAGAUACGAACCACCACUGAGAUCACCAUCAGGAAGAUAUGACGGGCAUCUGAAUAGAUAUCCUAGAAGACAAUCGUUUGAAGAUCUUCCACCCCGUCGCGGACUGUAUCUGCAACAACCACCACUCGCUCCUUUAACACCUCAUUCAUCUUCAACCACCACAGAAGCAACCCCAGCAUUAACUCCUAAACCUAACCCUUUUGGUGCGGCUAAACCAGUUGACACAGCUCAUAUUUCUACUUCGACGGCUCCUGCAAAACCUAAAUCCAACCCCUUUGGAGCAGCUAAACCAGUGGAUACGCUUUCCCGUCAACUUGAAAUUGAAAAGAAAUUGAUUAAUUUAAACAAAACCACCGUACAAACUUUAGGUGAUGAUGAAAAAGUAGAUGUAGAAGGAGUGAUUAAAGAAUUCCACGAAAGUGCUUCACCUACUCUCAGAAGAAAUUCAAUAAACACUCCGCCUAGACGGGCUUCUUACAACGAAAAGAAAGUUACUAUUUUAAAGAAAGACCAACUGGAUGAACAACCCAAAUCUGCACCAAUUAAGAUUGAAAAACCACCACAAGAAACGAAAGCCCAAUUACCUCCCACCGAGAGACCUUCUCCUUCGGGAGGAUCAUAUGUUCCAAAUGGCACUGGGAAGUCAUUGGCAGAAUUAUUAAGUGAGGGUGCAUCCUCUGGAACUUCGACAGGAGGGAAAAACACUCCUAGAAAUUCAACUCCUAAACCAGUGGUUGCAAAGCCAAUUAUAUUAAAGAAGAAAGUUCCUACUUCUCCACAACCUGCCAAAGUUGAUUUGACUAUUAAGGAAGGUGAAUACUUGAAACAACAAGCUGGAUCACAAAAGAUUGAACCUAAACAACCGUUAAUACCUAUGGAGAUACCAAUAUUAGUACAACCAACACCACCACAGCAACCACAAAAACCACAAAAAUCACAAAAAGUUCAAGUUGAAGAGAAGAAGGUUGUAAUGGUUACUAAGAAGCUAGAAGGGUUCGAGAUUACACCCGAAGAAAAACCAGCUACCAAUGGAACGUCAGAUCAAGGAGCUAAAACCGAUGAUGAAGACAGACCUGAUUUUAAAAAGUUGAGUGAAAUUGUCCAACGUAAUGAAGAAAAGAGAAAUCAGAAUUUGAAUAAACGUGGUGGUGGGCCACAGAGAAAGUUCCGUAACUCAUUCUCUAGUGGCCGUGGUAGACUAGAAAGAAACUGGAGAGAGGGAGAUUCUAGUGGGCGAGAAACAAGCGAGAGCAUCAACAAGAGUGAAGAAGGCAAUAUCUCUAAUAAGUUUCGUUCUACUCCAAGAUCUACCUCUCCUACAAAACCAGAGCCAAGUAAUGUUCACAAACCAAAGACAGAAGAGAAAGAAAAAGCUCCAGUUGUAAUUGAAGAGAGUACCGCUAAAGAAACUAUAGAAUAUAAUACGCUUGAAAAGGUUACUUCUAACAGAUCAGAAGAAGGAUCGGAAACGAGAGGCAGAGGGGGAUGGCGAGGACGUGGCAGAGGAAGGGGUAGAGGUAGAGGAGGAUUCAGAGGCCGAGGACCGCCCCGCGGCCACAAUCUCCAUUAUGUGAGACCUAAACCAGGUAAUGAACAACUGAAUAAUAUUAAAGCAGAAGGGUAAACUAGAAGGGGGAGGACCUAGAAAAAAUAAUUAUGUAUAUUAGUAGUAGAAAGUUUGUAAUUUUCCUUUUAAUUUAUUUAAUUGCA
Molecule: messenger RNA, 2416 nt
Organism: Spathaspora passalidarum NRRL Y-27907
Lineage: Eukaryota; Fungi; Ascomycota; Pichiomycetes; Serinales; Debaryomycetaceae
Exons: 3
Coding region: 54-2330 (758 amino acids)
Molecular function (GO): RNA binding
Source: RefSeq, a predicted model, not a curated record